This is a messenger RNA of Lachancea lanzarotensis, 1407 nucleotides long. It is a transcript of the gene ERT1, whose product is annotated as LALA0S13e03312g1_1. The record is from RefSeq and is a predicted model, not a curated record. Gene Ontology annotation, molecular function: RNA polymerase II transcription regulatory region sequence-specific DNA binding; DNA-binding transcription factor activity, RNA polymerase II-specific; zinc ion binding. Lineage: Eukaryota; Fungi; Ascomycota; Saccharomycetes; Saccharomycetales; Saccharomycetaceae. The coding region runs from base 1 to 1407 and encodes 468 amino acids. Gene Ontology annotation, cellular component: nucleus. The transcript has a single exon. Gene Ontology annotation, biological process: cellular response to starvation; regulation of DNA-templated transcription.
AUGGCACUGCGAAGAACUAAGACAAGUGUAGCGUGUAUCAACUGCUCAAAGUCUCAUGUUAUUUGUGAAGAACGAAGACCAUGUACUCGCUGCAUCAAGAAAGGUCUAGAGAAGUCGUGUGUUGACACACCGAGAAAACGACGCAAAUACCUGGCAGAUGUGCCAAACGAACACCUUACAGAAGGGCCGUUCAAACAGCCUCUAGAAGAAAGGCCGAAAUUUCAACGCAUAGAAAAAUCUAAAAACAUCGCACAUAAGCCUCGGUUUAUGUCGGAUGCCGUAGAUUCAGAAUACUCUAUCUUAUCGGACAUUAUACAUCAGGACGCAUUAUUAGAAAAAGUCCCCGUUGAACUACUAUAUUCGCAAAACAUCGAGCAAUCUUGUAAUGGCACGCGGUACUCAACGCCCAAUUCCAACUCGGCAUCGAGUGGUCCGUCAUUGGUAGCACCUUUGAGAGACCCUCUUGGCUAUCCCACAGCUCCUUCUGCCAACACCAUCAUGCUUGAUCAAAGAGGAAGGUAUCGGACUUUACUAGGGGAGAAAGGGCGCGAGGCCUUACAGCAAGAUGUGGAUAUACUUACAACACAUUUCCCUCUAAUUCCGUUUGAAAACCAAAAUACUCAACCCGUCAUCGACUCACACAUUGCGAACGGGAGCGUACGACAGUACUAUUUACAUCAUCAACGCUCUCUUGCUGAUAUCAUCAAUUUGUUAAAGCCCGAUGAGAAGUUUGUCUCGCUGGCGCUAGAUGUAACAUCGAAGGAGCAGCGUGCCGUGCAGAAUUUCCCUGAAAUUGCACACACACUGCGGUACGAAACCCCACUUGAAAUAUACACCCUCAUAUCUGCUCCCUUCUCGCAUACGUCCGGUUUCCAUUCGUUGCUACAAUAUCUGAGGUCUCGUUUCAGCAGAGCGGACAUUCUAGAAAUGUGUCGAUCACUUGCCGAGUUUCGUCCUAUUUUCAUCGCAAUUGCAGUAACUCUGACAGAAGAAGACAUGAUUUUCAUGGAACAAUGCUAUCAAAGAACGCUCUUGGAGUAUGAUCAAUUCAUAUCACAGAUUGGCACACCAACGUGCGUGUGGCGACGCAACGGGCAGGUGUCAUACGUUAAUGACGAAUUCACGCUUUUGACAGGAUGGUCCCGACCUGAUGUACUGUUCAAAAUGACAUUUAUCGUAGAACUCAUGGAUGACCCGAGUGUUCGUGAGUAUUUCAAGACAUUUAAGCGCGUAGCCUACCAGGAUUUCAAAGGUAGCGAACGUAUGGAAACGUGCCGAUUAUUAACACCCGUUCGGAACCAAGUAAUCAACUGUUGUUGCAUUUGGACUUUAAAACGAGACGUUUUUGGGUUACCUUUGAUGAUUAUCGGCAAUUUCAUGCCGAUAUUGAACGAAGGCAUCCAGUGA